CCUGAUGCUACUUUCCGUAUCCGCAGGUAAAAGCUUCGAGGAUUCCGAUGAACGCUAGUUUCUCUGUUCAGCCCAUCCACCACAGUCCGGGAACCCAACAUGGCAGGCAAAAAGAAGAAAAGUACUGUCGACCGCGGUCCAACGGCCUUACACAAGUAUUGCGGCACUGGAUUUGAGGAGUUCUACGCCGACCCUCCCAUGACCCCUGCCGAAGCCCAAGAAGAGCGUGAGAACAUCUACCACCCAGACCUUCCUUUUGUUGAGCGCAUCGAGGCGUGCAUCCAGCGCUACCGCGCCCGCCGCCGACUGGGCACCUCGGACCAGAUCUUCAACAAAUACCUCUUCCUCGGCGGCAUCGACUCCACCCCGCGCAUGUUUAGUGGCCACGUCGAUGCUGACUUUCAGGACAUGACCCCGGAGGAGAGGCGGGCCGCGACUGCCGUCGACACCGUCCACGUGUCCGGCGGCGGUAGCCGCUUCUACAACGAUAGCGACCGGGCUGACUGGGACGUCGACUUUGCUGGCGUCGCCGCGGGAUUCCUAUCUGAGAACCUCCCAGUGAUGACCGCCUGGGACUACCCCCAGAUGGGAAAGGCCGUCGGCGUGUUAGAGAACUUCUUCACAUAUGUUCUCCAACACGAUGUCUGCCCCGAGUAUGACGCCAACGUCAAAGAGGCACUGGCUGUCUGUCAGAGAGCCAAGGUCGAGCUGCCUCAGACGCACCAGGCGCUCCUGCUCUUCCCGGGAGAGUUCAACCUGGCGUUGUCGGAGCUGUUCUGCGAAGAUUACUACUUCUUCGGGGAGGGAGAGUUUCAAAGGCCCGCGAACUUUGCACCCGAGAACGUCGUCAAGGUUGCGUUAUCAACAGCAGGGAGCCAGAAGCAGUAUGAAGCAGCGAUAGAGGGCUUAGCCAACAAGUCGAUCAAGGUCGUUAGCGAGGAGGAAUGCGGCAUGGAAGUCGUUUCUGUCCAUCGUCCAAGCACCGACUCACGUAACCUCGUCCGCAGCGUCGCGCUCGACAAAGGAGGACCAUUUGCGCCCAUCGGUUGGAUGGUCGCAAAGCCGUGCCUGAUUGAAGACGGCUUCGAUCGUGGAGAGCACUUUGAGCUGUCCGAGGAGGAGGAUACCUUCUUCCUGGACGACGCUAUCCUAUCGAGACUGGAGCCAGGUUUCAAGCUGCAGCUCUGCGUCUGCGAGCUCAACAUUGGCAUCAAGUUCAUCAAGCAGGCGCGGCUCGUGCUCGUCGAGUGGCACACAUUUCUGCCGCAGAAUCUUAUGCUGCACUUCAAGGAGCCCGUGCCGAACGACCGGCCUCCUCAGUCAGCCGCAGUGCCCGAGGCUGAAGGUGGUCCUGCCAAGGUGACCGAGCAGGCGUCGGCAGAGUCAUGAUUGCCGAGAGCCGUCAUUGGAUUCAGGGUUUGGCAGGUUUGUGACGGACAUUCAAAAGGGGCAACGGGAGCUGGCGUUGCCGAGACAGCACGGGAAAGGAGGAAGGACUGGCGUUUCGGAAAGAUUAGAUCUAGACGCCCCCCAUGGUUGAAGGGAAUUCUGGGAUUCUAACUAUAUGAAUGGUGCAGUGAAUAA
Messenger RNA from Colletotrichum navitas, 1584 nucleotides. RefSeq names its product argonaute siRNA chaperone complex subunit Arb1. Bases 100 to 1389 code for a protein of 429 amino acids. The record is from RefSeq and is a predicted model, not a curated record. Gene Ontology annotation, biological process: regulatory ncRNA-mediated gene silencing. The transcript is spliced from 5 exons. Gene Ontology annotation, cellular component: ARC complex. NCBI's taxonomy places the organism in Eukaryota, Fungi, Ascomycota, Sordariomycetes, Glomerellales, Glomerellaceae.